Mus pahari (shrew mouse) is the source of this 1588-nucleotide messenger RNA. RefSeq names its product adrenoceptor beta 2 (gene Adrb2). The record is from RefSeq and is a predicted model, not a curated record. Lineage: Eukaryota; Metazoa; Chordata; Mammalia; Rodentia; Muridae. Gene Ontology annotation, cellular component: membrane. Gene Ontology annotation, molecular function: norepinephrine binding; beta2-adrenergic receptor activity. The coding region runs from base 208 to 1464 and encodes 418 amino acids. Gene Ontology annotation, biological process: adenylate cyclase-activating adrenergic receptor signaling pathway; norepinephrine-epinephrine-mediated vasodilation involved in regulation of systemic arterial blood pressure; negative regulation of smooth muscle contraction. The transcript has a single exon.
CAAGGCUGCUUCUCCCGCUUUCAGGCUGCGGCUGCAGGAACCGCGAGCCCGGAGCACCCACGAGCUGAGUGUGCAGGACGCACCCCAGCACAGCCACCUACGGCCGCUGAAUGAAGCUUCCAGGAGUCCGCCCCCGGCCGGCUGCGCCCCGUCGGAGGUGCACCCGCUGAGAGCGCCUGGGUGUGCUCACCUGCUAGCCUGCCAGCCAUGGGGCCACACGGGAACGACAGCGACUUCUUGCUGGCACCCAACGGAAGCCGAGCGCCAGACCACGACAUCACUCAGGAACGGGACGAAGCGUGGGUGGUGGGUAUGGCCAUCCUCAUGUCGGUUAUCGUCCUGGCCAUCGUGUUUGGCAAUGUGCUGGUCAUCACAGCCAUUGCCAAGUUCGAGAGACUACAAACCGUCACCAACUACUUCAUAGUCUCCUUGGCGUGUGCUGACCUACUCAUGGGCCUAGCGGUGGUGCCGUUUGGGGCCAGUCACAUCCUAAUGAAAAUGUGGAAUUUUGGCAACUUCUGGUGCGAGUUCUGGACUGCCAUUGAUGUGUUGUGCGUCACAGCGAGCAUCGAGACCCUGUGCGUGAUUGCAGUGGAUCGCUAUGUUGCUAUCACAUCGCCCUUCAAGUACCAGAGCCUGCUGACCAAGAAUAAGGCCCGAGUGGUCAUUCUGAUGGUGUGGAUUGUUUCUGGCCUUACCUCCUUUUUGCCUAUCCAGAUGCACUGGUACCGUGCCACCCACAAGAAAGCUAUCGACUGUUACACCGAGGAGACUUGCUGUGACUUCUUCACGAACCAGGCCUACGCCAUCGCUUCCUCGAUCGUGUCUUUCUACGUGCCCCUGGUGGUGAUGGUCUUUGUCUAUUCCCGGGUCUUCCAGGUGGCCAAAAGGCAGCUGCAGAAGAUAGACAAAGCUGAAGGAAGAUUCCACGCCCAAAACCUCAGCCAGGUGGAGCAGGAUGGGCGGAGCGGCCACGGACACCGAAGGUCCUCCAAGUUCUGCUUGAAAGACCACAAAGCCCUCAAGACUUUGGGCAUCAUCAUGGGCACAUUCACCCUCUGCUGGCUGCCCUUCUUCAUUGUCAAUAUCGUGCACGUCAUCAGGAACAAUCUCAUCCCUAAGGAAGUUUACAUCCUCCUUAACUGGCUGGGCUAUGUCAACUCUGCCUUCAAUCCUCUUAUCUACUGUCGGAGUCCAGAUUUCAGGAUUGCCUUUCAAGAGCUUCUGUGCCUUCGCAGGUCUUCUUCGAAAACCUAUGGGAACGGCUACUCCAGCAAUAGCAACGGCAGAACGGACUACACAGGGGAGCCGAGCACAUGUCAGCUGGGGCAGGAGAGAGAACAGGAACUGCUGUGUGAGGACCCCCCAGGCAUGGAAGGCUUUGUGAACUGUCAAGGUACUGUGCCUAGCCUUAGCGUUGACUCCCAAGGAAGGAACUGUAGUACAAAUGACUCGCCACUGUAAUACGGGCUUUCUACUCUCUAAGACCCCUCCCUGACAGGACACUAACCAGACUAUUUAACUUGAGUGUAAUAACUUUAGAAUAAAAUUGUAUAGAGAUUUGCAGAAGGGGGGGGACAUCCUUCUG